UUGUUUACCUCUAAAAUUUUCUUUAUUUUCCGCGAUAUUUGCUCAAAUUCCCGUCAAAAUGUUGUAAAAACUUUUAAAUAAGCACCUCGGACAUCCAUAUCACAUGAUAGUUUACCCCUACAAAAGCUGAAAUCGAAAAAUUUGGUAAUUAGGUGAUGUCGUCGUAUGCAACAAGUGGUUGAUUUUUCACUUUUGUCGUCGUAAAUGCAGUAAAAUCAGCACAAAAGAAUGUUAACACUGCUCAGCGAACUCCGUUUGUGGAGUCAAACAAGUGCUGCGCAGCAAGAAUCUCCCUCAGCAGUCAAAUUCUUGGAAAAUGAGAAACACACACAACGUCUCCGACGAAACCUGAAAAAGCUGGAAGUGAAGCUGAAACAUCACAAAUUGGUUUAUUGCGAGUGGAUCCAGUCGAAUAUUGUGCAGCUGAUGCUCUCGAAUGGCUUGCUGGCGUACAUUGUGCUGCAUCCGAACACGUCGCAACUCUCGCUCGUGGCCUUUGACAAAUAUUUCAUCGGGAAACUCGUCUCGGAAGCAGUUCACAACGUCAUUGUCUCAAAAAUGCACAUUCUUAUUUCGUACAAUGAGAACCAAAUUACCUUCGUGCAUCUGCAACGACCGCCUGUGCGACGAAGUCAACCCACAAAAAUCCACAAUAUGGAGCCGAAAAUCUUCCAUUUCGUCAUUGGCGGCAGUAUUCGUAAAACCCCGCGGCAUCUUUCGUGCAAUUUAUCGUGUGACUUGUUGGCAGUUUGGACAAAAGGCUCCCAAAUGGAAGUUUAUCCGUGGCGCCCCACGACAAAAGAUCAGGAACGCGCGAAUUUGCAUAUUUACAAGCUAUCCCGCAUGAAACUCGAAUUACAAUGUUACUUCUGGACCGAAUUCGAUCCGAUUUGCAUCGAGUUCUCCAAGCAGCACGAAAACCAAUUGCACUCCAUUGAACAACGAAUUUCGCGAAAAGGCGUCGUUUCCGUCGAAAGUUGCGUCUAUCAGCUGAACAAAUCAAAAAUUGCUCGUACUUCGGUAACCUCGAUCCCGCUCCAAACGCAGGCUUGUUGCGCCUCCUUCAGUCCGGACCACGAAAAAAUCAUGUUGGGCUGCAUUGACGCUUCAAUAAUUCUCUUUGACGAAGGUCGUGGCAUCACACAUCUCGUUAAAGCGGCAUUUAUCCCGCAACACGUGUCGUGGCAUUGCGAUUCUGCCUUGUUGAUGAUCGCGAACGAGCGUUGCCAACUGCAAUGCUUCGAUAUUUCGUUGUCAUGCGUGAAAAAUCAACUACUUUCCGAUGAAAUAAGUCCCAGCACGGUUCUGGAUCUCUCGACUUAUCUGACGGGACCUUCGGUGAAUCUCGUGAAAAUGUGUUUCAGCAAAAAAUCCGAUGUAAUGACGCAUUUUGAAAAGUACGCGCCAAAUGACACGCAUCUCGUGAUGUGUUUGGACUCGGGGAUGAUGGCUUGUUUGCGGAUUGUUGGCGGCGCCGGUAUGAAAGGUGACAUUCACAAGACAGGUUUCACGGCAGACGUCUUGGUUCACAACUACAUCCAGCUGGGACACGUGGAAAAGGCGAUAAAUAUUCUGCUGAGCUUGAAUUGGGACGCCUACGGGGCAAUGUGUCUCGUAUCGCUGCACAAAAUCGCGAAUUUCAUCUUUAAGCAGCCGCUGUCGUCGGAACGGGAAGUGCAACUGCAAAAGGCACUCGGAAGUUUUCAUGUGCCCGUGAAGCCGUUAUGCGACGAAACUGUCGAAGAGUUCGGGGACCAAGUUGACGACAUCACACGACGAUUUUUCCAUUACAUGAUGCGCAAUAAUUCGUUCGAAAAAGCGUUUAGUUUGGCAAUUGACAUCAACGAUGCGGAUCUUUUUAUGGAUUUAUAUCGCGUCGUGCAGCAACAUGAUCGUCCCGACUUGGCAGCAGAUGCGCUAAAACGCGCCGAAGUUAUUUACAAGCAAAUUGAGGAAGAUGAGGCACGAAGUACGAGUUCCCAUUCCACGUGUUCGCGGUCUUCGUGCUCGCAAUGCAUGACGGAGAGCGAAUCCGAGGAAGAUUCUGAGCGCGAAAACGAUCGAAAUGGCUCUGCGGACGAAGAAAUCACACCAAAAGCGAAAAAACCCGAAGGAAUAAUGAAACCAAAAUUGUACAAAAGUAAUUCUGCCGACUUGCUAAAUGAACCGAUUCAUCGCCCGCUGAAGUAUCAAAGCAGCAAUAUGCAACAACAGUACAUGCCACCGUUACCGCAACCCGUAAAAGCCACAGUCGCCCAAAAAAUCCAAAUCCCCAAGCCGGAAUUGCGCAAUAAAAUGAUGACCUCGAUCAUGACCGCCGCCACAACAAACAUAAAACAAGCGGAAAACGUCUACGAAAAUCGACCCACAAUCGAUCGACGGAUACUCGAUGAGCCCGAUAACAACAACUACGGUAGUUUUUCGCUCGAAAACCUGGAUUACUUAAGUAAUCGACCUCCAAAACCGACGCCACGGUCAUUUCUGAAUCCAGCAACUGCUUAUCGGGCCUCCGAAGAGAUGCUGAAUGUCAUUCCAACACCCGCCCCACAAAAUUUACGCUCAAAUCGCAUCGACCAAACAAUUGGCAUUCCCGUGUCGAAUGAAAAUCCGCCCAAUUUUGGAAUUUUUCCGCAACAACAGCAACCGCAAAGAUCAAAACCCUUCUUUCCGACGCCUUAUAACAACGCCAGCACCGAAUUUUCCUACAAACCAGUAUUUCCCGUUCCACCGAUCAUCCAUAAUCAUCCCCUAAUUGCCGGAAAUAUACCGUCGAUGUAUCCGACGCCGCCAGCAAGUGCCCUUAAAAAAGAUAAUUCCCCGUCGAAGAAGGAAGUUAACUCGAUUCUCACCAACAAUAAUGCUCCAAGUCCGAAACGCGAUGGCGAAACGAACAAGGAAAAGAAUAAAGUGAAGUUUUCGGAUACCGUUCAAAUUGCCGUUGUGCCUGAGAUGCCCGGACGAAAGGAUAAAAGUCUCGGAGUGAGCAUGAAAAAGAUGGUUUUGAACCCGCGAAUGGCAAAUCCCGAAUUGGCGGAAAGUUUGCCGUUGUGUCAUCCGAACGACGAUUACUUGAAGGACUUUAAUCCGAUGCCAGUCGAACAACGAACAACAAUGAACGGAACAAAAUCAAGUGACCUUAAAAAUGAACGAAAUCCUGAUGGGAACAGCAAAAAACCGGGAUCGUCAGUGAAAGUUGUGCAUUUUGGAGUCGUCUGAACGACAAAUCAAUACAAAUUUACAAACCUCGUGGAUAUUAUUCAGAGAUUUUUUUAUCUCUAACGUGAAUUAAUUUAUCAAGGCAAUCUCAGAUUUUAACAUUUUAUUACAUUCCCCAUUUAUUAUAGGAAUUAAGAAUUUUCUAUAAAAAAAAAUAUUUUAAACA
Messenger RNA from Culicoides brevitarsis, 3382 nucleotides. RefSeq names its product WD repeat-containing and planar cell polarity effector protein fritz (gene frtz). Gene Ontology annotation, biological process: establishment of protein localization; nervous system development; cilium organization. The coding region runs from base 229 to 3216 and encodes 995 amino acids. Gene Ontology annotation, molecular function: protein binding. Gene Ontology annotation, cellular component: axonemal basal plate. The transcript has 3 exons. The record is from RefSeq and is a predicted model, not a curated record. NCBI's taxonomy places the organism in Eukaryota, Metazoa, Arthropoda, Insecta, Diptera, Ceratopogonidae.